Molecule: messenger RNA, 2301 nt
Organism: Mya arenaria
Lineage: Eukaryota; Metazoa; Mollusca; Bivalvia; Myida; Myidae
Exons: 13
Coding region: 841-2052 (403 amino acids)
Biological process (GO): homophilic cell-cell adhesion
Cellular component (GO): membrane
Molecular function (GO): calcium ion binding
Source: RefSeq, a predicted model, not a curated record
UGAAUACUACCGCCUGUGAUCAGUGCCUCAAUAAUUUCUAUACGGACUAUUCAUUCCGCAAACUUACGAUUUCAUUAAUAUAAAUAUAUAUUAGAGAGAAAACUUAUUUAUUGUUUGAUUUGCGUUUUAAACUAUCGUUUUUUUAUAAGACAUUUAAAACUGUUAGCCAAUAUACUUCAAUUAUAUUCAUUUAUAGGACUAUUGGAUAUUAAACUUAAAAACAAAAUUGUGUUGAUCAAAUCAAGCAUUGUAUCUAUUGUUCCGGUUAAGAUCUUCUUCGUUAGUUGAAGUCUUUUUAGUGUCAUAUUAGCGUUUGUUUUCUAUAUAGUUUUGAAAGUUUGCCACUAUUUAAGUCAAAGACAAAGUUGAGGAAACAAAAACAUUCAACGUGUAAGCAUAGGUGACGUUCUACAGAUAUUAGUUAUUUUAAAUCAUCACUAAGACCCUUUAAACAAGUGGAUGUUAUAUUUUGACUUGUUUUGGGGAAAGUGUUUGCAAAAGUUCCGGAUCUUAAAUGUUUAAGAAGAUCAAAUUACGUUGGUGUUUCAAGUGUGCUUGUUUUCUAAAAUUGUAUAGCAAAUCACGGUGUCAAUCUUUAGAAAAUUAUCGGAUAAUACAAGUAAAUCGAUAAUAUGAGCAUCUAACUGUCAUCAAUGUUACAUUCCUAGGUGUACUUUCACAGACGAUACACGGUGUUAUAAUUUCGACAAAAUCGGAUAACACAAGCGAUUCCAUCAUUUGAGCAUCGAACUGUCAUCAACGUUACAUAGCUAAUCGUUUUUGCUAUGCAAAUUAGACCACACAUGACUGGGAAACAAUAUCAACGACGUCAUUUCCGAAAUGUCUUUGCAAAUGCUACGCCACAUAUGUUGCAGAAUGAGCAAGCCGUUCACCGUAGUUAUCAUUUUAGCCUACCUUUGUUCGCUGGCGGUGGGAGUGAUCUUGGUUACCGAAGACCGUAACAGUGAUUCGAGCACGAGUACCAGCGUUGACCCAGAUAGUGCAGAUUGUGAAAAGGUGUUCCUUCUAAUCGCGACAGGAAGUGGAUCCUUUACAUACGAGUUUACCAGUGGGAAUACAAACAGUGCAUUUAGUAUAGAAACGGACACCAACUCUGGUGACGAAAAAAUCACAUGUGACACGGCACUUCUCAUUUCAAACUCCUUGACCUCAUACACUCUUGUUGUAACGUUAACAGAUACAAGCGAUUCAUCCACAACCGAAGAAACUCUCACUGUAGCUGUCACACUACCAACUCUGGGCAAGAGUUGUACCGACAAUACAGGCUGUACGGAAGCGUCCGGAGAAGUGUGUGAAACAGUAUGCAAGCUAGGUCAUGGUGCCGAUUGUGCUUCAAACACGGGGUCGUGUGUGUCACAUGCCAUCUGUUCCGGCACCACGUGCUCAUGUGACAGCGGUUACCUAGACGACGGCUCUAAACUAUGCAAGGCGGACCUUGACACAACAUGUAGUGCGGACGCCGACUGUGAUACGUCAACUAACGCCGGUGCCGUCUGUGAUACCAAUGCCAGUCCUAACGCAUGCAAGCUAGGCGUCGGAGCCGACUGCUCCGUCAAAGACAAGUGCGUCAUUAACGGUGCUUGUGAAAACAGCGCGUGUUCAUGUGUGAGCGACUUUACUGCACAGUCAAACCUGUGUACAGCUCAGUCAUCAUCAGGUGUUACGACAUUAACAUGCUACCAUUGCUCCCUGGGCACAAAUUGUGACAAAGAUGACGUCACCGGAAGUACGCAAAGCUCGACAUCAGGGUCCGACAACUGCGUGUACUGCUAUAUCGCCUGGAAUGACACACACGUAGUACGUGGGUGCUUAUCUUCAACGACAGCGGCAUCAUAUAACAUCAACAGGUCUGGAUGUGCCGAUGGUUGGAGCGAGGGCCUCUACGGAACCGGAUGUGCCUGCCAGACCGCCCUGUGUAACGAAACGCCGGAAAUGGCUGGAUACAGUAAUACGGCUACUCAAUUGAAUGAUUUCAUGACACAUCUGCUUCUGACAUUUGUUACGUUAUGUGUAUUUUGUUUUGGCAUAUGAGAAAAGAUGGCAAUUCAAAUGUUAUAUCUGUAUUAUCCAUAUGCCUUUUGAGUUGUAUGAUAAAGGGAUAUCAAUAUUGACAGUACGCAAAUGUUUCUAUUAAUUAUUCGUUGUACAGUACUUAUCAAAUAUACAUUUACAUGUUGUACUUUGUGUUUGUUUGUGAUGUGUAAUAUAACAUAUGUAUUGUGUAUUUAACCUUAUUUGCCAUGUAUCAUGGAAUGAGUGAAUAAACAUUGUUUGACUUGA